Messenger RNA from Hemiscyllium ocellatum (epaulette shark), 1458 nucleotides. Its product is annotated as beta-1,4 N-acetylgalactosaminyltransferase 2-like. Gene Ontology annotation, biological process: UDP-N-acetylgalactosamine metabolic process; UDP-N-acetylglucosamine metabolic process. NCBI's taxonomy places the organism in Eukaryota, Metazoa, Chordata, Chondrichthyes, Orectolobiformes, Hemiscylliidae. Bases 1 to 822 code for a protein of 273 amino acids. The transcript is spliced from 5 exons. The record is from RefSeq and is a predicted model, not a curated record.
AUGUUCAGCCUUCAGUCCUUGCAGCGAUACGUUUACCUCGAGCCUCCUUCUAGGUGGUGCGCCCUGGCGACGUAUUUUUUCCGCCAGGUGCAUGACCUCAACUACGAAAUGCAGCUCCUUUUCGUUUACUGUGACGGAGUAGCGGCUGUCGUCAGGGAGCCGUUACUCAGGAAUCCACACCUCCGUACUUGCGGGUUCGAGUGGCUGUCGGAGGGGAGGGCCGUGGCGACGAGGUGUAGCGUUAAGGCUUCCAAUUUCAAGAAAGCAAAUUCUCCUCAUUUAUUGAUUCUGAAACUCUUGCCAUUUUAUUCUGCACAGGGAUGGUUUGCUGGAAGAAACUUGGCAGCUUCUCAGGUCACAACUAAAUACCUUCUUUGGGUGGAUGAAGAUUUUUUAUUCACAAAACAGACAAAAGUGGAAAAGUUGUUGGAAGUAUUAGAAAACACAAACUUGGACGUGGUUGGUGGCUCAGUAAACGGUAAUCGUUUCCACUUUAGGCUGUGGUAUGAAUAUGGAAAUCCUGAUGAUGGAGAAUGCUUGUUCUCAAAGGCUGGGGGCUUUCAUCCCUUGAAUGGGUUUCCAAACUGUGUGAUAACCAGUUGUAUGACUGAGUUUUUCAUUGACGGACUUGGCAGAUUGCUCGUGGGAUCGUGCAAUGAUGUCAUUGUUGGACAUCAAACGCACCAGAGUCCAAAAAAUGACACACAGAAAGCAGUUGAACAAAAAUAUGCAAGGUUUCGACGGCCCUCGAGGCAUGACACAGAUUUCAAACUUGCACUGCACUAUUUCAAAAACCAUUUAAAAUGUUACACCAAGAUUUAAUGGGUAAGAUUGUACAUUUCUAUUCCUGAUGAAGGGCUUUUGCCCAAAACAUUGAUUUUCCUGCUCCUCGGAUGUUGCCUGAACUGUUGUGCUUUUCCAGCACCACUCUAAUCUAGACCCAUAAUCUUGACGGACCAUUCCACGAGCUCUAUCUCAUCAUUAUCUCCAUCAGCCUCUCCACUCCCUUGAUGUUAUUGGGCUGCUUCUUUAAUAACCACUCCUGGAUACAGUGAACAUUUCGGCAAUUCAACAUUUCUUCUUUUUCUUUCAUGGAAUAUGAGCAUCACUAGAAAGACCAGUAAAUGUUGACCAUCACUGCUGCCUUUGAAAAGGUGUUGACAAUCCACCCUCUUGCACUGCUGCAGUCCAUUUAGUAAACAUCAGGAAGACUGAGGCUACUUUCUUGCUUCCCAUCACAAAUAGAAAUGAUCGCUAUAAAUUCUGCCUCCUCCCCAGUAGUUUCAACCAAAGAGAUCUUGGUAUCCUAUUUUGGUAUCCUGAGCUUUGACCACAUAUGAUGUCAAUUAUCAAGACCACCUACUUCCUCUCAACUAUUUCGUCAGCUCCCGAAACCCUCACCCAUACCCAGAACCUUUUUGAAGGUUGGACAUAUAGAGUAAGCAGCGCUGAAAAUAU